AUGGACUCUUCUCACUACCCUCAUCUCUCUAGCAACCUUAAAUCUCGUGUCUCUCUCCCACAUCCAAGAACUGCAGUCUACGAACUCUCUCGAUCCUUCUUCAGCAUGUCCAAAACGAAAUUCCAGCAAUUGACCAACAAGGCUCUGGCUGCGUUGGCCCUGGAAUGUGGCUUGAAACGCUCAGGAACAAAACCUGAUCUCCAGGCAACUCUCAGGUCAGUCGUAGACUCUCCUCCAGUCACUCCUCCUAAGUCCUUGCGGAUAACAUCCAUCGAUAUGGGUGUCAGAAACCUGUCUGUAUGCCAAGUGACGUUAGGAAGAACUAGAAUCGAGAAGGAGAACGCAGUUACACCUACAUCUACUGUUACACAAGACGCAAAAGUGGAGAAGAAAACAAAAGCUACCAAAACGAAGACAAAAGCCAAGGAUUCUACAAAGGACACUACACCAGAACCCGACAGUGGUGUUAUUUCUCCGACAAUCUUAUCUGCUGAUGUUUCUGUCGCCACUGUUUCCACCUGGAAUACACGUGACAUUUCUGAAUUCUCCACAUCUCCAGGAGCCACGCAAGAAGACAUUCCAUGGGACCUUAGAAACGACUCGUUGCUGGAAGUAGCGUACAAUUUCGUGUCACGUGAGCUUCUGGGCGACAAUGUACGUAAGAAGCCCCAUGUGGUUCUCCUUGAGCGUCAGAGACAUCGUUCCCAGGGCAGUCCUUCUGUUUUGGAGUGGGUGUUCCGUGUCAACAUGUUUGAGAGCAUUCUAGCAGGCACAGUCUACACAUACAAACAGAGGUCACAUGAUAAAAAGGCUGGGACACCCGAGAACAUCGAUUCUGAUUCGCACAAUACAGAUCUGUUUCGUGUGGAUCCACGAAUGGUGGCUGAUUACUUCAUUCGGGGCAAACGAGCCAAGGGCAAGAAGUUCGACAUCAAGGCAGAAAAAAUUGGAGUUGUUGGCCAAUGGCUGGAGGCCGAGUCACAUGAUCUGCCUGAGUUUGAGAAUAUGGUGAAAAUGCAGGCCGUCGCUGAGAAACCCAAACCAAAGAAGAGCACUCGGAAGAAGAAGGAUGAGGAAGCGGAGGUGGUGGAAGAGAUAAAACCACUAGCGGAGGAGGAGGUACCACGAGAAACAACUCCCCCGCAACCUAUGGAACGUAAAUUCAUUCCACGCGAUCUCAAGAGCAUUCCGGGGUUCUCUCCUCUUACGCCUCAACUACAUUCUCUGGCUUCUCAUCUUGAGGUUAUGAGUUCGAUUCUGGCAAAGAAGCGAUACAACAGUGUCAAGUCGAAGAAGGCGGAUGAUGUGGCUGACUCGUUGCUCCAGGCUCUAGCAUGGUACAACUGGCAAUAUAACCGAGAGUACUUGAGAGAGCUGCUUGAGAAUGAGGAUGAUGAGAGAUGGCUUGAAGUGAAUGCCUGGGUUAAGGAAAAUGUUGAGUGA
Molecule: messenger RNA, 1443 nt
Organism: Yarrowia lipolytica CLIB122
Lineage: Eukaryota; Fungi; Ascomycota; Dipodascomycetes; Dipodascales
Cellular component (GO): mitochondrion
Molecular function (GO): Y-form DNA binding; flap-structured DNA binding; crossed form four-way junction DNA binding
Source: RefSeq, a predicted model, not a curated record